AUGUCCGUUCUCCGUCAUGGAGGUUCAUACCUCCAGCGACAUACGAAGACCUCGUGUGAGAGUGUAACGACGGCUUCGAAGGCUGUCGAUGAUCCAGAGCUCGUGGCUCUGCAUCGGAGCUUUAGGACGCAGCGGGAUCGGCUUCUUGCUUGGGGUCUAGACUGGAGCGACGCUAGCGCCGCGCAGCCAAAUGAUAUCGAUGAAUCGCUCACCCAGGCUGGGUUUAGCGAUGUCGUGGAAAGUGUUAUGUCUUCCAUCCAGGAGUUACUAAGUGAAGCGGAACGCAUCCAACAUGGGGGUUCCUCCGAUCUACCUCCCAAAGGCGCUCAGAGGGACUCUACAUCGAAAGAUAGCCUUCCUGCCCUGCCGGUCAAGACGCACUGGACAAAUGAAGACAUCACACGCUCUAAGAGCCUCCUUGCUGACUUGACGGCUUGCAUCGACACUCUGUAUGAUUUGUCACGCUCGCGCCGAAACAUGGCCUCAAGCGGGCAGUCGGCUGUGCGGGGUCGGCAACGACACGCGCUCAGAACAGGAGAUGAGUCUGUUUACUCUGUCUAUCCUGACUCCAAGUCCUACCACGGCUCUCCGCUUGAGACUAAGGAGGCCUACCACAGCCCCAAAGCGCAUCAAGAUCCUUUCGACUAUGCGUCGCCCGUUGUCAGCGCUUUCGAGAAGCAGUCGCACAAAUCUUCUCUUUCAUCGCAGAGCUUCCUCAUUGAUCGCUCUGCUUUGCAGCUCUCCGGUGCGUCUCACGACAACAGUCCGCCGCCGUAUGAGAUGGUAGCUGCUUCCACCAAUUCUCGGGCCAUUGGACGUAUCAAGACGUCGGCUUCUCCGCUCUUGGCGGGCGCCAAGGAGUCUACCGUAUCCAUCAUGGUUGAGUAUACGCCCAUGAUGCUGGAAACUCAACGCGACAUUACUUUGCCGGAACAGAAGCGUCUUGAGCAUGUGCAGCAGACCCUUGAUCAGCUCGUCCAAAACGCAAGGGUAUCCCAUCUGGGUUUGAUGAGAUUCAUUGGCUUCUACAUUGACAUGCCCAAUUCGCGAUAUGCGUUUAUCUAUCAAAUGCCAAUCGACUAUUUCCCCUUCCUGCACAACCCUUCCGAUCUCCUGAGCGGCUUGAAGCCAAAGCCUCUAGUUUCUCUCUUUCAAACCGGCGAUGAUCAACGGGUUCCCAACCUUGAAACCCGCCUGCGGCUGGCUUAUGACCUUUUGAUGGCUGCGCUACAUCUUCGAAGCCAGAAUCUUGUGCAUGGGAACAUCAAUAGCGGGAACGUGCUGAUCUUCCCCGGUGCGACCAGCUCGAACAACGACGAAGUGGCCCUUACGGAGGAUCUUCGACGGCCCUAUCUGACAUCCUUCGCUCAAUUCUCUGGUUCUGCGACAUCACCCGAGCCUCUCUCAUCGAGCAUGUAUCGUCAUCCCGACGAUAAGAGGUCCCUUGAGGAUGAUGCGGCCUGGUCCUAUGAUCUCUAUUCCCUCGGUCUCGUUUUGAUGGAAAUUGGCCUGUGGACGCCAAUCAGCCGACUCUGGAAGAUGAAAUACACCAAUUCGAUGUUUAAGCAGAGAAUCGAAAAUGUUUAUCUGCAGAAGCUGGGUCCGAAGUGCGGCAGUGCAUUUCUUCACGUCGUCCAACUGUGUCUGGACGCCCCCAACUUCCAUUUAUCAACGCAGCCAUUCGAGGAUUUCAACUUGAGAGUUCCUCAGACGUAUCAUUAUCCUGUUUUGGAUCUUUCUGCACCAGACAGCAUCUUUUCUUUCUCCAUGAACUUCCUUUAUACCAUGUGCAAGAUUGUUUGGUCUUGCUGCAGAAUUGAUAUUUUCUCCGCACCGGCCGCUGAGGAGUUGGAUGAUUGCCUCCCCUUGCUCUCUCCUCAAAAGUAUGAGCCUGAACCUCAGCGACUGACACGUCGCAAUGGUUCGUAUCCUGCUCUUCCAGUGCAAGAGAUGCGAGUCUUGAGGGAGAAGAUGGGCUUGGAGGAGAAGAAGGCGAGGAAGAGGACAUUCAAAAAGCUUACCAACGUCGAGAUUCCUCAAGACCACCUCAACGAAUGGAACUUUCAGAUGCUUCCACGAUUGAGAAAACUUCUUCAGAAGGUUCUGAAAGACUCAUCCGAAUCCUGUGGUGUCACUCUGAUGAUGACUGGCGAGUCGGCCGAAACCGCCAAAACGACCAUCUGUGUUACCUGCGCGAGUGCAAAGAAGGUAAGAGCCGCCUUGAAGAAGUAUUUUGUGCUCGACGACAGGGAAGAUUGGGACAUCAUCGUGCUUCGUGGGGAUAUCCAACGCUCCAAAGUUCCGCGAAAGAAAAGGCGCAGGCCGGCAAAGUCUAGAUCGCAGACGGUGGGUGCUCCGGCAUUUCCCGAGCGAGAUCUCAAUCCCUGCUAUCAGCCACGACCGCUUUGUGGCGCGUCCAUUGGCGCCUUUCAGAAUGAUGAGCAUCUCCCUCCUGUGUCCUAUGGGGGUGCCAUCUUGGUCGACGGUAUGCCUUAUGGUAUGACAGUCCAUCACAUGCUUGAGGCACCUACUGGGAAUUGGCCAGGAGAAUCCGCCCCCUCGAACAACGAUUUCAUGUACACCUGGUGUGACGAGGAUCCCUCUGAAGUUAACCUCGAGUUUGAAAUCUCGGAAGACGAGGAUGGCGAUGACGUCUCCCUCUCCCAAAGCUUGGAAGGAACUUACGACGACCAUUGGCUCUCAGACAGUUAUUCUUCGGACGAAGAAGGCUUUGAUGUUGAUGACCCUUAUGAGGAUGAGGACGUGGCUUCGAUCGGCGACACGGCCGGAGUCGAGCCAGGUGAUGAGCCGCCUCUAUUUGUUACUCAACCGGCAAUCGACGACGUCCAUGAGGAUUUCUUCCCGUCGCCCGAAGAUCGUGACGAUGAGCACUUGGCGUCUCACUCGCUCGGGUUCGUCCAUGCAUCAUCGGGCGUUCGCCGCUGGACUCGGAAAGGCAUCAAGCACGAAAUUGACUGGGCGUUGAUCAAGAUCAACGAUGACCGGUUAGACGCGCGCAACAUUGUCUUUGACAAGACGCCGCCAUCAAUGUCCCGAGGUGUCCAUAGACGGGGCCCUGGAGGACAGCCUUCACAGACAGGGGAGGCCAUCUUUCUCAAUGAUGUAGCACGGAUGGAGGAGCUCGGCGGUUUGAAGGUGCAUUGUUGCGGUCGGACAAGUGGUCUGCAGAGUGGACAGAUUUCCCGAGCGAUGACCAUCGUCAAACUGCACGGACGACAAACUUUCUCCACUAGUUUCUGCGUGGAUGGAAACUUUGGAGUCCCCGGAGACUCGGGAGCCUGGGUUUUCGACAAAUCGACGGGCCGUGUCUGCGGUCAUGUCCUAGCCUGGUCGGAGAAAAGCCACACAGCCUACAUCGCCCCCAUGGAAGUGUUGCUGGAGGACAUUGCUCGCACCCUGAAAGCUAGCAUGGUCACUCUCCCCGGUCGUCGGGACGAGUCUCUCGCCUUCGCGAUGGCUCACGGCCCAAUGCAUGAACCUCAGAACCCGCGUUACCAGGCGCCUCUCCCUCUUCCACAACAGGUUCCCGUGGACAUUGGCCGGCUAAGCCUGGGCCUGGAUGAGCCCGGGAUGGGCACUGUCAACCCCAGCCGCGGUAUACCAGAGGUGUCGCCCACCCCUUACCGAGGAAUGCCACCUAUCCUCUCCCCGCCUCGCAGCUUAGAAAGACAGCUUGCCUAA
Messenger RNA from Aspergillus novofumigatus IBT 16806, 3702 nucleotides. RefSeq lists its product as uncharacterized. Gene Ontology annotation, biological process: protein phosphorylation. The transcript is spliced from 5 exons. The record is from RefSeq and is a predicted model, not a curated record. Gene Ontology annotation, molecular function: ATP binding; protein kinase activity. NCBI's taxonomy places the organism in Eukaryota, Fungi, Ascomycota, Eurotiomycetes, Eurotiales, Aspergillaceae. Bases 1 to 3702 code for a protein of 1233 amino acids.